UGUCUUGUUUUUAUACUUAUAAAAAGAAUAUUUUUAGAAUAUACGAACAUGUCCAAUGUCGAAUUAUUAUUACUGUUCAUACGAUUUUAUUAAUAGCGAUUGCUUCAUAAACAGGUGUUUGUUGCUAAGCCGUUGACUCUACAAACUAUACAAAAAUACCCUUGAAGAGUCCUACAAUCAUAAUAAUCAUCCCAAAGAACACUGAGGGCAUUUCGGGCAAUUACCAAUAAACAAACAAAAUGGGGGAGCGAGGGAAGGUCCAAAAUCUGAAUUCGAUAACAUUUUAUAUAACGCGUGUGAUAAUCGUGUUCUUGACCGUCCAUUUCAUUCAUAACACUGAUUAAACUUUUUAAAAAAAUCUUCUCGUUAUUUGGCUUCUGCUUCUCAUCAAUCAAUCAAUCAUAUUAUAUACGGACAAUACUAUUUUCAGUUUCUCGGGUUCCUGCUGCGUUCUUCGGCUCCCAUCACUUGACUUUGAAGUUUUCAAACGCGUCUCUUGAUUUCGAUUUCGCGGUUGUCUCAGUUUAUCUUAGAGGUUAUAGGUUCGAAUCGUGUUGAGAGAGGUGAACUUGAAUCUCUGCGUUUCUCGAGCUAGAGUUUAUUAUUACACAGCAGCUCUGAGGAUAUUGAAACCGUCCUCAUAAAGAUGCUGGUGUCUGCACUUUUAAUGUCCGUUGGGAUAAACUCGUGCCUCUGUGUACUGCUCUUCAUACUCUACUCUAUCCUGAGGAAGCAGCCGCACAACUACGAAGUCUUCCUACCGCGCCGGCUCGUGGCAGGGACCUCUAAAAGAAGACGCAACAAGGUCGCUAGGUACAUCCCUUCCGUUCGCUGGAUUUGGAAAUCGUGGAGGCCAUCCGAAGAGGAACUCAUGGCAUCAUCUGGCUUGGACGGCGUCGUCUUUAUGAGAAUGAUUACUUUCAGUUUGAAAGUGUUCUUGUUUGCUGGGAUCAUUGGGGUUUUUGUUAUCUUGCCUGUCAACGUCUUCGGUGAUCAGCUUACUCAGAUUAACUAUUCUGACUGGUCUGCCAAUUCCUUGGAUAUAUUCUCUGUUGUUAACCUCAAUACUCGCUCACCAUGGCUAUGGGUUCACUUUGGAGCUAUAUAUCUUGUGACUGCUUUCGUCUGCUGUCUUCUUUACUUGGAAUUCAGAUAUAUUGGCAUGAAAAGGAUUGAGCAUUUCCAUUCAUCAAAACCUCAGCCAAAUCAGUUCACCAUCUUGGUCCGUAAUGUCCCUUCUUCUGAUGGAGCCACUGUGAGCGACACUGUUGAUAGGUUCUUUAGAGAAAAUCAUUCCUCUACCUACCUGUCUCAUGUGGUUAUCCAUCGAACAAGUAAGCUUCGAAGCGUCGUUGAUAAUGCCAAGAAGUUAUAUAAAAAAGUUCAUCAUAAGAAGCAGGCAGAUCCCCAGCGGGUUAAAAAGACGCCAAUGAGAUUCUUCAGUCGCAAGGACACUCCUGAGGGUCACUAUGAGAAAGUCUUACAGGAAUUGGAACACAACAUACGUUUGGGGCAAGCUGAAGUUUCAUCACCUGGAAAGGAAGUUAGAGCUGCGUUUGUAUCAUUCAAGUCACGUUACGGUGCUGCAAUGGCACUCCACAUGCCACAAUCAGUCAACCCCACUUACUGGCUCACUGAACCAGCGCCAGAGCCUCAUGAUGUCCACUGGCCUUUCUUCUCUGCAUCGUUUAUGCAGAAAUGGCUUUCUAAAAUUGUGAUUGCGUUCGCUUGUCUCAUCCUUACCGCCUUGUUUCUUGUUCCAGUCGUGCUCGUCCAAGGUCUCACCAACCUCUCUGCGCUAGAAUACUUCUUCCCCUUCCUGACCUUGAUUCUAUCAAUGAAAAUUGUAAGUCAGAUCAUAACUGGGUACCUUCCAAGUCUUAUACUUCAGACAUCUCUGAAAAUAGUACCACCCAUCAUGGAGUUUCUCUCUUCUUUCCAAGGCCACAUCUGCCACAGCGACAUUCAAAAGAGUGCUUGCAACAAAGUGAUCUGGUUCACAAUAUGGAACGUGUUCUUCGCAACUGUUUUCUCUGGCUCAGCCUUCUACAAGCUCUCUGUGAUUCUCGACCCAAAGGAGAUUCUUUUCAAGCUGGCUGUGGCUGUUCCAGCUCAGGCAUCGUUUUUCAUCGCCUAUGUGGUGACAACAGGGUGGACGGAUACUCUUACUGAACUCUUCCGCGUAGUUCCCUUCAUGGUCAGCUACGUGAAGAGAUCGCUUGAACCAACGGAAGAAGAGUUUGAAGUCCCGCCAAUGCGGUACCACAGAGACACCCCGAGAGUGCUCUUCUUCGGGCUUCUUGGGAUUACAUACUUCUUCUUAGCUCCGUUGAUUCUCCCUUUCAUCUUUCUCUACUUUGUCCUUGCGUACAUCAUCUACCGUAACCAGUUCAUAAACGUGUACGAACCAAAGUAUGAAACAGGAGGGAUGUUUUGGCCGAUGAUACACUAUACGAUGAUAUUCUCUCUUGUGCUCAUGCACGGUAUCGCAAUUGGUUUAUUUGCUCUCAAGAAGAUGGAACUAGCUACCUACUUGCUUAUUCCUCUUCCGGUUUUCACUCUUCUCUUCAACGAGUUCUGUCGUAAACGCUUCAUGCCUAUAUUCACCGCCUAUCCCGCCGAGGUGUUGACGAAGAGGGAUAGGGAAGAUCAAAACGAUCCAAGAAUGGGUGAGUUUUACGAUAACUUGGUCAGUGCGUACCAAGAUCCAGCUCUGCGCCCGCUUCGAUUCUCAGGAAGCAGAAACGAUAGCCUCACUAGUCCUCUUCUCUCUUCCACUUCGAGUGAAGUUUGAUUUCUCUUCUAUUCUAUAUAGCUUUGCCUUUGUACACACUUGUGAAUAUAUGCUUCACUUAUACCUCAAAACUUUAGUGAUUUAUAUAUCGAAACUCGAUAUCAAUUUAUUUUAAUGAUUUUAUUUGUAAA
Molecule: messenger RNA, 2925 nt
Organism: Brassica rapa (field mustard)
Lineage: Eukaryota; Viridiplantae; Streptophyta; Magnoliopsida; Brassicales; Brassicaceae
Product: CSC1-like protein At1g69450
Cellular component (GO): plasma membrane
Molecular function (GO): calcium-activated cation channel activity
Source: RefSeq, a predicted model, not a curated record